This is a messenger RNA of Lepidothrix coronata (blue-crowned manakin), 1940 nucleotides long. It is a transcript of the gene TPM1, whose product is annotated as tropomyosin 1 (alpha). The transcript is spliced from 9 exons. Lineage: Eukaryota; Metazoa; Chordata; Aves; Passeriformes; Pipridae. Gene Ontology annotation, biological process: cardiac muscle contraction; actin filament organization. The record is from RefSeq and is a predicted model, not a curated record. Gene Ontology annotation, cellular component: actin filament. Gene Ontology annotation, molecular function: actin filament binding. Bases 211 to 1065 code for a protein of 284 amino acids.
UCAGCCCCCUGGGAAAGUACAUAUCUGUGAGGCGCUCCGUGCCCGCCGCUUGCACUCGGCCGGCGCCCCGUCCCGCACGGACCAGCCCCGCAGCUCCGCUCCGCUCCCCCGGGGGCCGCGCCCGCGUCCGGAUCGGGGCUGUCCCGCAGCUUUACAAGUUUGACUUUCGGGAGCAGUUCGCGCGUGUUCGCGCCCUAACCCACCGCCACCAUGGAUGCCAUCAAGAAGAAGAUGCAGAUGCUGAAGCUGGACAAGGAGAACGCCUUGGACAGAGCCGAGCAAGCCGAGGCGGACAAGAAGGCAGCGGAGGAGAGAAGCAAGCAGCUGGAGGACGAGCUGGUGGCUCUACAAAAGAAGCUGAAGGGCACUGAGGAUGAGCUGGACAAAUACUCCGAGUCCCUUAAAGAUGCCCAGGAAAAGUUGGAACUGGCUGACAAAAAGGCCACAGAUGCUGAGAGCGAGGUGGCUUCUCUGAACAGACGCAUCCAGCUGGUUGAGGAAGAGUUGGAUCGGGCUCAGGAGCGCUUGGCCACUGCCCUGCAGAAGCUGGAGGAGGCUGAGAAGGCUGCAGAUGAGAGUGAAAGAGGAAUGAAGGUCAUUGAAAAUAGAGCCCAGAAGGAUGAAGAGAAGAUGGAAAUCCAAGAGAUCCAGCUCAAAGAGGCCAAGCACAUUGCUGAAGAGGCCGACCGCAAGUAUGAAGAGGUGGCUCGUAAGCUGGUGAUCAUUGAGGGCGACCUGGAGCGGGCUGAGGAACGUGCUGAGCUGUCAGAAAGCAAAUGUGCUGAGCUUGAAGAGGAGUUGAAAACUGUGACCAACAACCUGAAGUCGCUGGAGGCUCAGGCUGAGAAGUACUCGCAGAAAGAAGACAAAUAUGAAGAGGAGAUUAAAGUUCUGACUGACAAACUGAAGGAGGCUGAGACCCGUGCUGAGUUUGCUGAGAGGUCAGUAACCAAGCUGGAGAAGAGCAUUGAUGACCUAGAAGAGAAAGUGGCACAUGCCAAAGAAGAAAACCUUAAUAUGCAUCAGAUGCUGGAUCAAACUUUACUGGAGUUAAACAACAUGUGAAAACCUUCUUAGCAGCAACCACAUUGUUUGUUUUGUUAUUUUUACACCUGCUUGCCGUGAAGCCCCAUAAACGUGUCUUUAUUUUAGUUUCACCACAGUCACAAGAACAUCUGCUAAAGUACCAAGCAGGGGUCAGGGAAACACCAAACUGGGCAAGCCAUAUGCGGGUUAAGCUACGUUACAUUAUGGUUCAAAUGUGCCAUUUCCCAACAAAAAUGUUACCUACACUCUGUAGAGAGUUCAGCAACUCAGUGUGCUUAGUCUUUGAAGAAUCCUGGCCGUGGCAGAAAGUGUCCCACCUCAAGUGCCAACUACAGUUUUGACCCAAGAAGAAUGAUUGGUGUUCAGGGGAGAUCAGUUGGAAAUGGUGCUAUUUUGAACAAAAGGUUCUACUGAAGUCUUUUGUUUGAUAUCAGACAAGUCAGGAGUUGUCCAGCACAGUAAUUUAUUUUUACCAGAAUUUUACUGAUCUGUGAGAAUUUGGACUUUCCGUGCCUUCUAAUUCAGUAAAACGAAGGUGUGUGAGCAACAGAGACAAGUGAAGGCUCCUGGAGGUUUUAAAUUUGUGUUCUUGCAACUCAAUACAGAAGUGUAGGUCAGCAUUUCACCUUGAGUAUUCAUUCGAUUGUAUUUUUCAUGUUGAAAUGAAAGAUUCAAUAAAUUCAGGACAAAACAUUAAUUUGGAAGAGAUUGUUUAAAAUGUAUUUUAUUUGUGUGGAUUUUGGGGAGGGGGAGGAAUUUUGAAACCGAUAUUCGCCUCACUUUUUUUUUUUUUUUUCACACUUUCUUUGAGCAGUUUUAAAAGUAUACCUGUAUUGUAAACAUUGUAUAAUGAUAUGAAAUAAAAUGCACAUUUUAGGACAUUUUUUUUUUAA